Engraulis encrasicolus (European anchovy) is the source of this 5771-nucleotide messenger RNA. It is a transcript of the gene usp7, whose product is annotated as ubiquitin specific peptidase 7 (herpes virus-associated). Gene Ontology annotation, molecular function: protein binding; cysteine-type deubiquitinase activity. Gene Ontology annotation, biological process: protein deubiquitination; regulation of protein stability. NCBI's taxonomy places the organism in Eukaryota, Metazoa, Chordata, Actinopteri, Clupeiformes, Engraulidae. Gene Ontology annotation, cellular component: nucleus; cytosol. The transcript is spliced from 31 exons. The record is from RefSeq and is a predicted model, not a curated record.
ACCGCCAUUUUGAGUUUUACCUCAACUGAACAUCACAAACCACGGGAGCGGGUGAGAGGCUCUGGCCGUGACCGGGCAAAAUAUUUUCCUUAGACUAUAGAGUUGAAAUGCGACUGUUUCAUGAAUUGAACUCAUCGAUUAGUGAAUACUUCUACAUGACAUAAUAUUGAUAGAAGACGUGUGCAUGCCCGCUUGAAGUUUUAUAUUAGUGCGAUUUCAAUUUAGAAUCUGGUUUGAAUGGAUAGCUUUUUUCUCUGCUCCCCCCCAGAAGAGGGACAAUCGGAGGAGCAGACGGACUGGACAUAUUGCAGGAAAAAUUCUAUUUGAGAUUGUUGUAUGAGAUUAUAGGUUGCAUUUUUAUAUCCUUUUGUGAUUCUGGCUAGCUUAGCUACCUAGCACCAGCUAGCUAUAAACAGGGUAUUUGUUUUCUCCGGCUGCAGCUUGUGUGAGUUCAAUUUCACUCAUUUCGUGUUCUGUCCCACAUUAUCGGGGCAAGUAGGACUACAUUUGGAGGGCCUCCUUGUACAGGAGCCCAUACCAUCCAUCCCAGUUAGCGUUAGUAUCCCUAUCAAGGCGCCGAGAUUGGGCGAAUAGCGAGCAAAUACGUCCGCGUUUCUCUGCCUGCUCCCCCACCGACCUCCCUCCCUCAGUCCCCGGCGCAGACUGCAGAAAAGGCCGAGGUCGUUGUAGAACAGGCCCAGCCGCCAAGGCUCGACCUGUCUACCCCUCCUCCGCAUCCUCAAACACCCCAUCAACUUCCCCGGACCCUCGUCUCCACGGAACCGACAUCAGACAAGGUCGAGGGGAAUAAAGAUAACCAACAUCACACCACAACAGUUGCCAACAUGAACCAUCACCAUCACACUCAGCAACAGCAGCAGAAAGCCGGCGAGCAACAGCUUAGCGAACCCGAGGAUAUGGAGAUGGAAGCUGGGGACACAGAUGAUCCCCCUAGAAUCCCCCAGAACCCAGUCAUCAACGGGAACCUGGCCAUGGCAGACGGUCACAACAACACAGAGGAAGACAUGGAGGAUGACACCAGCUGGCGGUCAGAGGCCACGUUCCGCUUCGUGGUGGAGCGCUUCAGCCGGCUGAGCGAGUCUGUGCUCAGCCCGUCCUGUUUCGUGCGCAACCUGCCGUGGAAGAUCAUGGUGAUGCCGCGCUUCUACCCGGACAGGCCCCACCAGAAAAGCGUUGGCUUCUUCCUGCAGUGCAACGCUGAGUCCGACUCCACGUCAUGGUCAUGUCAUGCCCAGGCCAUGCUGAAGAUCAUCAACUAUAAAGACGAUGAGAAGUCCUUCAGCCGCCGCAUCAGCCAUCUCUUCUUCCACAAGGAGAACGAUUGGGGCUUCUCAAACUUCAUGUCCUGGAGCGAUGUGACUGAUCCUGAGCGGGGCUUUGUGGAGGAUGACAAAGUCACCUUUGAAGUGUUCGUGCAGGCAGAUGCUCCGCAUGGCGUGGCGUGGGACUCCAAGAAGCAUACUGGCUACGUCGGCUUGAAGAACCAGGGAGCCACGUGCUACAUGAACAGCCUGCUGCAGACUCUCUUCUUCACCAACCAGCUCCGGAGGGCUGUGUACAUGAUGCCGACCGAGGGAGACGACUCCUCCAAGAGCGUGCCCCUCGCCCUCCAGAGGGUCUUUUAUGAACUGCAACACAGUGACAAGCCAGUGGGGACAAAGAAGCUGACAAAGUCCUUUGGAUGGGAGACGCUUGACAGCUUCAUGCAGCACGAUGUACAAGAGUUGUGCAGAGUGCUGCUGGACAACGUGGAGAACAAAAUGAAAGGCACUUGUGUGGAGGGCACCAUCCCCAAGCUCUUCAGGGGCAAGAUGGUGUCCUAUAUCCAGUGUAAGCAUGUCGACUACCGGUCUGAGCGAAUAGAGGACUACUACGACAUUCAGCUCAGCAUAAAAGGAAAAAAGAACAUUUUUGAGUCGUUCAAAGACUACGUGGCUGUUGAGCAGCUGGAUGGAGAUAACAAGUAUGACGCUGGAGAACACGGACUCCAGGAGGCAGAGAAAGGAGUCAAGUUCCUGACCUUUCCGCCGAUUCUGCACUUGCAACUGAUGAGGUUCAUGUAUGAUCCCCAGACCGACCAAAACAUCAAGAUUAACGACAGGUUUGAGUUCCCGGAGCAGUUGCCACUGGAUGACUUCCUGCAGAAGCCGGACACCAAGGACCCGGCCAACUACAUCCUGCACGCAGUGCUAGUCCACAGUGGUGACAACCAUGGCGGACACUACGUCGUUUACCUCAACCCCAAAGGAGACGGCAAGUGGUGAAAGUUUGACGAUGACGUGGUGUCCCGGUGCACUAAGGAGGAGGCCAUCGAGCACAACUACGGGGGCCACGACGACGACCUGUCCGUGCGCCACUGCACCAACGCCUACAUGUUGGUUUACAUCCGUGAGUCCAAGCUCAGCGAGGUGCUGCAGCCGGUGACGGACGUGGACAUCCCUCAGCAGCUGGUGGAGCGGCUGCAGGAGGAGAAGAGGGUGGAGGCCCAGAAGAGGAAGGAGAGGCAGGAGGCCCACCUCUACAUGCAAGUACAGAUGGUGACAGAGGACCAGUUUUGCGGCCACCAGGGCAACGACAUGUACGACGAGGAGAAAGUCAAGUACACAGUGUUCAAGGUGCUCAAGAGCUCCACGCUGGCAGAGUUCGUCCAGAACCUGUCCCAAACCAUGGGCUUCCCACAGGACCAGAUGAGGCUGUGGCCAAUGCAGGCCCGGAGCAACGGCACCAAGAGGCCCGCCAUGCUCGACUACGAGGCCGACUGCAACAAGUCUAUGAUUGACUUGAGUGACAACGAGAACCCGUGGACAAUAUUUCUGGAGACGGUAGACCCAGAGAUGGCGGCCAGCGGAGCAACGUUACCCAAGUUCGACAAAGACCAUGAUGUCAUGUUGUUCUUGAAGAUGUAUGAUCCAAAAACCAGAAGCUUAAAUUAUUGUGGACAUAUCUACACACCUAUAUCCUGUAAAAUACGAGACCUGCUGCCUGUCAUGUGUGAAAGAGCAGGGUUCCAGCAGGGAACUAGUCUUAUCCUCUAUGAGGAAGUUAAACCGAAUUUAACAGAGAGAAUACAAGACUAUGAUGUCUCCUUGGACAAGGCUCUGGAUGAGUUAAUGGAUGGAGACAUCAUUGUGUUCCAGAAGGAUGACCCAGAGAAUGACACCAGUGAGCUGCCCACUGCGAAGGACUACUUCCGAGACCUGUACCAUCGCGUGGACGUCAUCUUCUGCGACAAAACCAUCCACAACGACCCCGGCUUUGUCGUCACACUGUCAAACAGAAUGAACUACUUCCAGGUGGCCAAGACUGUAGCACAGAGGUUAAACACUGACCCUAUGCUCCUGCAGUUCUUCAAGUCCCAGGGGUACAGAGAUGGCCCAGGAAACCCGCUCAGGCACAACUAUGAAGGCACUCUCCGAGACCUGCUGCAGUUCUUCAAGCCACGCCAGCCUAAGAAACUCUACUACCAGCAGCUCAAGAUGAAGAUCACAGACUUCGAGAACAGGCGGAGUUUCAAAUCCAUAUGGCUCAACAGCCAAUUUCGUGAAGAGGAGAUAACACUAUACCCUGACAAGCACGGCUGCGUCCGGGACCUGUUGGAGGAAUGUAAAAAGGCCGUGGAGCUCUCUGACAAGGGCUCGGAGAAGCUCAGGCUGUUAGAAAUUGUUAGCUACAAAAUUAUCGGCGUUCACCAAGAGGACGAGCUUCUAGAAUGUUUAUCUCCCGCAGCCAGUCGGACGUUCAGAAUAGAGGAGAUUCCUCUGGACCAGGUGGACCUAGACAAGGAGAGCGAGAUGCUGAUUCCAGUUGCACAUUUCCACAAAGAAGUCUUUGGCACCUUCGGCAUUCCCUUCCUGCUCAAGAUCCGACAGGGUGAGUCCUUCAGAGAAGUCAUGAGGAGGAUUCAGACCAUGCUGGACAUCCAGGAGAAGGAGUUUGAGAAGUUCAAGUUUGCCAUCGUCAUGAUGGGCCGGCAUCAGUACAUCAACGAGGACGACUAUGAGGUCAACCUGAAGGACUUCGAGCCACAGCCAGGAAACAUGUCACACCCAAGGCCUUGGUUAGGAUUAGACCAUUUCAACAAAGCUCCAAAGAGAGGCCGCUACACGUACCUGGAAAAAGCGAUCAAGAUCCACAACUGAACUGAGCAAGACUCAACACCCGCUAGCGCCACAGCUCCACCCAUACUAAAGACUUUAACCAAACCUCUCGUGUGCACCACCUUUUAACACCUGCUCAAUGGGUACACAUGCACCAUGUAUGAAGUCUUCAGAAAAUUGAUUUUUUUUUCUGCUGAUGAGUUUUUUUUGUUUUUGUUUUCACUCCCCUCCUCCCUCAGCCACUCUUCCCCAUCUCCCCCCCUCCUGAGGCUGUUCAAUUUAGCUUCUCUAACUCUUGACUCCCCAUUCUGUCGGGACACAUGAAUUGGAUUUUAACAAAAUGGGAGGACAGUUUGAACUUGUAGAUUUUUUUCUUUUUGUUUUUGUUUUUUUUCUCUCCUCCUUUUUUUUAAGAAUUGUUACGGCAAAGGCUGCUGCAUAGUGUUGGGGGUUGGGACGACGGAGAGAUGUUUGCCAUUUGCAGACGCAAGGACACUGGUUCUUCUCAACCAGGUCAGUGCGCGAAUGGCUGAAGCUUGCUAGUUGCCCUGAAGUGGUUGUCAUUUUUUUCCUGGUCCCUUAGUGCAACUAGUCAAUUUUCAUGUUUACACAAUUCUUUCUCACUUAGUUUGGUUGGAGGAAUUCAGUUUAGUCUUUUUUUUUCCUGCAAAUCUUGUAUAAUAUGAAACAAACAAAAUAACAAUAAAGAAUCCACAGCAUCUGUUUUAAAUAAAUGAAAAAAAAAAAAAGAACGAAAUUGUCUGUACUUCAUCUUGCACGUUGGCACUUGUUAUCCGAGGGUUUACAUUUUGCAGCACUGUUAAAAUGGAAACUUUGGUAGUAGUAUGAUUUGCAUUUCCCACUCUGGGUUGCUUCCCCCUUGGUCUUAAGCUAUUUUUCUAUCUUUAUUUUUAUUUUUUAUUUUUUUUCCAUCCUUUUUUUUCUCCACCUCCCUAACCUCUCCUGCCUUCCAUUCUCCCUCCCUCUACCUAUCCAGUCCAGACCCCACCUCCUUCUGUGUGUCUCUUCUUUUCCUCCAACCUUCCACUAGGGUUUUGCUGUAUUACUGGGUCAGGGCCUGAUGGUGGUGGGGUGGUAGGGGGAGAGGAAGGGAGGGAGGGAGGUAGGGGGCAAGCGCUCCACAUUCACUGUAAUUUAACUGGGUGGGCAGGGACCGCUGCAAGCAUAUAGGACUGGGUGAAGGCAUAGAAAAUAAAACCAGCACCAAUAACCAAUACAAAACACCCUUUUCUUUUUUUUUUUUAAAGUGCAGAAGGAAUGCUCCAUAGUGCAUAGUUGGCUCUGUAAAGACAACAAUGGAAUUGUAUAUUUAAAGAAUGAAAUCCUGUAAAAUUAAAAAAAAAAAUGUUGGGUACAGAUUGAUUCAGAUGUUCAUAUUCAUUGUGUGUAGUUUUAUUUUGGAUCCUGACUUUUUCCGUUUUAUUUUUCUUUUCUUUUUUUCUUUAACCGAUUGCAACAGUUUUGUCUUGUUUAAGUGCAGUACAAAGAUGACCUGCAGAUCACAUCUUGGAGUUUUUCCAGUUUAAUUCCUCCAUGUAGCAGCAGUGUACGACAACUAUUCCUGUAUAUUGCCUUUUUGCUGGAAAAUGUAUGUUGAAUAAAAUUUUCUAUAAAAAUGAGUGCAUUAAUUGG